GGAAGCGGCGGGGCGGAAGUGACGGCGCGCGCUGGCGGCGCUUCCUGUUUGCGGCCGCUGCCGUUUGUCCCGGCGGGAGCCGCGGGAGGGGACGGGCGCGAGCGGCGGCCGCGCUGAGGAGCCACCGGCGGGACUUGAAAGACUUGGCUGCUGUUACCAAGACAACUCCUGAAACAUGGUGGAUUACUAUGAAGUUCUGGGAGUGCAGAAACAUGCCUCAGCAGAGGAUAUCAAAAAAGCGUACCGUAAAUUGGCACUAAAAUGGCACCCCGAUAAAAAUCCAGACAAUAAAGAUGAGGCGGAACGGCAAUUUAAGCAAGUAGCUGAGGCCUAUGAAGUCUUAUCAGAUGCUAAAAAACGUGACAUCUAUGACAGAUAUGGAAAAGAAGGCCUAAUAAAUGGAGGUGGAGGUGGAAAUCAUCACGAUAAUCCAUUUGAUUUUGGAUUUACAUUCCGCAACCCAGAUGAUGUCUUCAGGGAGUUUUUUGGCGGACGGGACCCCUUUUCAUUUGACUUCUUUGAAGACCCUUUUGAGGACUUCUUUGGAGGCAGGCGGGGUCCAAGGGGAAGCAGAAACAGAGGCGGUGGAGGAUCAUUUUUCUCUGCCUUUGGUGGAUUCCCUGCUUUUGGAAGUGGUUUCUCUCCAUUUGAUGCAGGUUUUACUUCAUUUGGCUCACUGGGACAUGGAGGCCUUACUUCAUCGUUCUCCUCUACGUCAUUUGGUGGCAGUGGGAUGGGAAACUUCAAAUCAGUAUCAACCUCAACUAAAAUAGUUAAUGGCAGAAAAAUUACUACAAAGAGAAUUUUUGAGAAUGGACAAGAGAGAGUAGAAGUUGAAGAAGAUGGCCAGUUAAGGUCGCUAACAAUAAAUGGGGAGGCAGAUGAAGAAGCGUUUGCCGAGGAGUGCAGACGGAGAGGACAACACGCGCUGCCCUCCCAGCCGACCACCCUUCGCCUGCUGAAGUCUCACAAGUCUGCCAGCUGCCCCCGCUUUGCCAGCCAUUACAAUAGUGAUGAGGUGGAAGAACAAGAUAAAAGCCGGGUUACGAGCAGCUUCGAGGCCCCUUUUUAUUUAUCAGGUGUGCACAAGCGUGUUGGUGAGAAACAUGCAGAGAAGGACCCAUCACAUAGUCAAAAGCCAAACCCAAAAAGCCAAGCAAGCAGUUGGUGCUGUGUGUUGACUUAAUGUUAGUUCCCUGGUAAAUAAUAAAUAGCAGCUUGUUUGCCUUCAUCCUGCUUUAGCUCUGAUCUUCCAUUUAGCCUAGAUUCACUAACGCCCUGGGAUAUUUAAGGAUGUUGUGCUACUGAAGUGCCUCUGCUCUUUGUUGUUAAAAGUGAAGGCAUUUUAGAGGUUAACUCAUCACAAGACUUUGCACAUUCAUUGACUUAAAUUGUGUUUGGCUUCAUUGUCCAAGGAGAAGUUCAGCAAGUUGAUAACUAUUUCUGGAAGCUGCAAUUUUAGGCAACUAAAUCCUAAUAGAGGAGGCUGAGAACGUUCAGGCUAACGUAGCAACGUGGCAAUUGUUCGGGUUAUUUUUGGAAGUAAUUAGUCCUUUGAUAUACUCCCAGUCUGUAAUUUUUUGGCAAUGUAGUCCAGAGGCUAUCUUGGACAACAAAGUCCUCAUAACUACUUGAUUUAAUUGGAACCUGUGGUCAGAGAUCAUCCAGGACUGCAAGGACAGGUUUUUCUGAUACGUGAAGGAUGCCUUUCUACUUGGAUGCCCAAACCAAGGGCCCUUGUCAGUAGUGUGAAAUCAGGUGAAGUGCUGGGAGGUGUGAGUUUAUGAGGCUUCUCAGGGUAAACACAGCACAGGAAAAAUAUGCACUGUAUCCCAAAACAGGCUCAUGCACUCCCAGUGCACCAAACUCCACUGUGUUUAUGAGCCUUUAAACCUAACCCUGUCUUUUGUAUGGAAGACCUAAAGGCAUUAUGAUGGAUUACAGAUUGAAAAAAUCAGAUUAUUGUCUUCCUGAUAAAUUGCUGGAAGCUUUGUGUGUUUAAAGAUGGCCAAGCUGAAUCUUACGUUUUAGACAAAAAAAAGGAAAAAAAAAAUAUAAUAAGUUACAGAGGCCUGAAUGUAACCUUUGGGCUGAUGUCGUGAAGCCUCCCAUGCAAGGGUUACAGGUACGGUCUCCUGUGCCUGUGGCUGGCAAAACAAAACAUUGUCUCUGCCUUUGGACACACAAGGGUUUCUGCAAUUGCAGUAUUUUGCAAUGGAUUCCAAGGAGCAGCUGAGUUUGACACACACCGUGCAAUUUUUGGAGCAAUUUUUAAGACUGCUUAGGACUUUUUGCUGUGAAUUUAUUUAUGCUCCAAGACGCACAAGUUUGCAAUUAAAAUUAAUUUCCAGAAGUAUUAGUGCAAUCACAAAAUGCUCUCUUCUAGCAGUAGAUUGUGAGUUGCCAAAAAAGACUCAGGGUGAAAAUUUGAUUGCAGUUAGACUAAGAUUUUACUGUUGCUUUAAAUAUUUUGCCUGCUGUUCCUCUGAUGGACAGGGCUGCUGAAGGACUGGUCGAGUCAGUCAUAAAAACCUAUGUGAGUGUCUUAAUCCCUUCCUGGGGAGUUUGUGCACGAGCCCUGGCCAGUAAUGCCAUUCCCCUUCGUGGGUGUUCACCUCUGCUGACUGCCUUGCCCAGCAAGCAGCUUCACCAGCACAGCUCUGUAAUUACUGAGACCACUUUACUCACUCGGCUUCUCAUCGAUCGCUGCCGUGCGUACAUGGGCCGGCGUUGGGAGAGAACAGCAUCAUUUCUGCCUUGAUCCAAAGGCCUCUUAAUUCUCUGGGAAAUAGUUAAAUUCAAUGGCCUCAAACCAGGUGCAGUUCCACCUUGAAUCAGAUGUUUUUGCCAUCACCAGUGUGGGUGAGAAAGGGUCCCCCUUGACAGCAGGACCAUGCAGCAGUUUUAGAUGUCCCAGCUGGAGCAUCUCAAGCAAACCCUGUCAUUAAUGAUUCACCUGCAGUGAGGUGGUGUCCUUUUCCCAGCUCUGCAAAUGUUUGAAUUUUGAUUUGUAAGUCCAUAGGAAAUUUAAAUGAAGGAGAAGGAGAUAGGUUUCAUCUUGACUAUGUGGUGGGAGUCCCUUUGGAAGUGGCAUCUUUCUGGUGUCCAAGAGGAAAGGCUGGCCAACUCCUUUAGACUGGCAAUAUCCAGAGGAGAUAUGAAUCCUCUUCUUAGUCAGGAUUGCCAGUUAUCACAGUGGGUAACAAAAAAAUGAGAGUUUAAUCCUCCAUCUACCAUUGACACUUUGUGUUUUAGUGGAAAUUGCUCUGGAAACUGUUCCUGGUUUCAUAACGGCCUUUUAGAAUAAAACUUCACCUCUUGUGCUCUGAAGUUGCUGCAUAUCUCAAACAGUUCUCUAGCUCCAAACAAGGAAUUUUUGACAUAAGAACUCAGAUACUGCCAGUGAUGUGCUCCCUGAUAGUGGGAUACACGGCUGACUGGUGGGAUCCGAGCUGUGUCAAAGUGCUGUUAAUGCCAGCAGAGAGCUGGGCAUGGCAGCUGUUAAUGCCAGAGGUAGUGGUAACUGCUCCUUAAAAACUACUGCUUUGGAUUUGAGAGUUUUGACCUUUAUCCAGCAAAAAUGAUUGAAAUGUUUAGUUGUUAAAAUAGUGAAAAAAUAUACAAAUUUCAUUAUUUGGAAGAUAAUAUUGCAAGGUUUGCUCUUCCUUUUCAAAGAAAUAGCUUUCAUUAACCUAUAACUUACAACAAAAAUAAUUAAUUUGUUGCUGAAUUUUCAUCUGCUGGCAUCUGUGAAGAGGAAACCAUUCUAAAAGAACUAGCUUAACUAAUCUUGAUCCUUUCCUGGCAUGGAUUCCUCUGCUGGAAAGUUGAGCUGUUUGUACUUCAUUUCAUCUUUAAUUCAGUCUCUGUUCUUUUUACCAACAUGCAGUUUCCUGAAUUACACUUUACUAACUAGUAACAGUGAUGUGCUUUGUUAUCCAAACUAAUUACUUUAUAAUUCCAUCAUAAACUUCCUUUUUGGGCAUGUAAUGGAAAGAGAAAGGAAAGCAAAGCCGCUGGUUUUUGUGGAAAUCUAAUACGUGAGGAAUGAUGGAGGUGAUGAAUGAUGGAGUUCUCCCUCCCUUUGCUCCACAUCCCCUGGCUGUAACUGUGCAGGUGGGAUGUACCUGUGUGGGGCAGGGGCUGGGAAGGCUGGCUGGUGGAUUUGGAGACUGGCUGGUUGCCCCCAGGCUCAGCCCAGAGCUGCCUUCACGCAUGGUGUUCUGGCUGCUGGUACGAAAUCAUCCUGUUACCCAUCAAAGACAGCUGGGCUGUGUGUGGAAGGGCUUUCAUGGCUGCAUAGCCUUGCAAGCUUUUGCUUGCCAUUUGGGAGUAAAAUCUUGGAAAUCGAUUCAGUGCUGGUGUUACUCUAAUUAGCAGGAGGCAAACAGCUGCUAUCUGGCUUGGUAUGUUCUUGGUAUGCUAGGCAGAAUUGGUAAAGGAAAUGGCAUGGUGAGCAAGCGUGAAGGAGGGCCCCUGCAAGUUGCUAAAGCUUUUCAGUCCCCUAAAACAUCAAAGUUGGGAUUACAUCACUGGGCUGGCCAGUGAAACUGGAGAACUCACCCCGUAGAUUUAACAGUGUGGAUAAUUGAACAGUGGAACAGCAUACCUAGACAGGGUGGGAUGUUUUGUCACCCCAGUCUUGACUAAAGGCUCCCUCUCCAUGAUGCUCCAUGGCACAGGCAGGAGCUGUGGAUGAGGAGAGGGAAGUAGGUCAGGUUGUGCUGUGUGCUGAGCAGUGGCUGGAGGGAGGGGAUGUGAAAGUGUAAAGUUGUACUUGCAAAUUGAGUCACCCAUGAAAUUAUACUGAAGCUGUGAUCUGGGGUGAAUUUUUACAAUGGCAUAUGUGAGUGUGGUCAGUCUAAAAUAACAGAGGGUGGCUGCAACUUGGAAAUAAGCCAGCUGCCUUUGAAACACCAGUUUAUUGUUUUGACUAGAGAGACAUUUCUAAGAGCAGAAAUCAGAAAGAGCACUGCAGAACCCAGCUUGAAAGUGCCUCACUGCCCUUUUAAAGCUUUGUGGAUGUUGGGGCCAUGGCUGCUUCCAUGCUUCGAAGGAAGGCUGCAAUUUUAACAAAAAGUUGGUAGAUCUUGGAGAGCAUUUUCUCUGAGACUUGAGCAGAAAUGUGAAUCACUCCUACCCCCAACCUCAAUGUUUCACUCUGAAAGUGGAGGGAGGCUCCUUCAAAGUCUUCACCUUAGCAGAUCUUGUAUAAAAAUCUGGCUGUGGCCUUUAUUGCUCACUGAAGUGGGUCAAGCAGCAGCAAUGCUGUGUGUUCAUUGUCAGCUGUGCCUGGACACCUUGUUUCCUCCUGCUGACUCCUACGCUUCCCUGUGCCGGCAGAAGGAAGCUGGAGCAGACCCGUGGCCACUCUCUGCAUCCUGCUAGGGCAGGCAGGAGUCAGGCAGGGCAGGAAAAAGCAGGAUACCAGAAAUGUGUUGGGUAGGAGUGUCUUCCCAAGGGACACUUGUGCCUUUGGAUCGGCUGCCUGAUGUGCACACCCCCCUUGCAGCUGCCACCAAAGAAUGUGAUGAGUUUCACGGUCAGUGACUGAACAAACUCGUGACUCUGCCAAGUGCAGAUGGCAGGGAAGUAGAAAGCCAGAAGGAAAGUCAAUCUGGGACGCAGCAGUGAAGCUUCCCAGUUUGUUUGGGUCCUUGCUGAGUGAUGGUUGAAGGAGCUGCACCUAAGUGUUUCUGGAAGUUGUUUCCAGCCUUCAGCAGCUUUAUGAAAGCUGGAAUAGCUUCUGUGCUCCCUAGAAGUAGAAAAGAAGGGGAUGAAAUGGAAGGAGUGGGUUAGCUGAUGCUGUUUGUUUUAGACAAGAAUUAUCCUAGGAGUAAAGCAGGUGUAAUUCCAAUUGGUGUGGAUUCUUGCUUCACCCGUCUCUGCUCCUGGCAGCUGACAAAAGCAAGAUAUACCAACUUAGGGAGAUUUCUAUCUGCAUUUGAGUGGAUUUGUUUUCCAAACGUCACAGCUUGGGGAAGCUCUUGGCAACCUGUUCUCCCUCUGCCCCGUGAGGCAUUUCUAGAGUUUGGGUGGCUAAAGACUGCUGCUAAGGGUGGAAAUUUGAACAGCCUUCUCCAAGGCCAGCACUGUUUGGCUGAAGCCAGUUCAGCCUGGCGCUUGCCAUGGGAAGUUUCUGUGGACACUUUGGGGUGCUGGCGAUUCGCCAGGACAUGGGCUCACUGCAGUGAUCAGUCAUGGGGCUGCUGCUUUCUAAUUCAGAUUUUGUUGUCUCAUGACUUUGAGGCUAGUCUUGUAACCAAGGCAGCUAAAUGUGCUUUUAAUUAGUGCUGGUUGAAGUAUUUGAGUGAAAUAUGCACCGAAGGGUUACAUCUUCAGUGUGCAAUUCUUAUUUAUGUCAGGAGCUGCUUCACUUGUUUGGAUCACGUUUUUGGCUGUUAUCACCCAGCAUAGCAUUGCUGGAGCAACAGACUGGCAAAGUUUGACCUAUCCUUUCUUCUUAGGUGGGGGUAGAAAAGGAAAUGGCAGACAGUGAAAUUAUUUAUCACAGCAGGCUCAAAACAGAAAAGACCUGGCAGUUUUCUCUUGAGGAAUACUCUGUGUUUGUGUGUUAUCUCCUACUUUGGGCAAUCUCUUUCUGUGUGUCAGUGAUAAUGCUUGAAAGAUUUCCACUUUUCAGCCUUAUCAUUCCAGAGGCUGGUAGGAGACCAUGUUGUCAAAUGCCUAAAUAUCUUCAUACCACAAUAUUUUAACAUUUGAGUUGUUUCAUUUAUAACACAAUAGAUUAUGUGGUAUUCACUUCUAGUCAAAAUUUACAUUGACUCAGUAUUUUUAAGAAAUGGUUGCUAGAAUUGCUUUCAAAAUCUCAAAAAUUUGAAGAAAAUGGACUAUUGCAAAAAAAAAAAAAAAAAAAGAAAAGUAUUA
Messenger RNA from Parus major (Great Tit), 6888 nucleotides. It is a transcript of the gene DNAJB6, whose product is annotated as DnaJ heat shock protein family (Hsp40) member B6. Gene Ontology annotation, biological process: positive regulation of proteasomal ubiquitin-dependent protein catabolic process; protein refolding. Gene Ontology annotation, cellular component: endoplasmic reticulum membrane; cytosol. Lineage: Eukaryota; Metazoa; Chordata; Aves; Passeriformes; Paridae. The record is from RefSeq and is a predicted model, not a curated record. The transcript has 9 exons. The coding region runs from base 176 to 1186 and encodes 336 amino acids. Gene Ontology annotation, molecular function: Hsp70 protein binding; ATPase activator activity.